UUCAAUCAGGUAGUGAUAUCUCCAAAAAUAUCUCUUCCACCAUUUCUUUUCAUACUGUGUAAAUGAUAUCCCUUCAGAUUCCUUCUUUUCAUCUCUUUCUCCAAAUCUUCCGGGCAAUUUGACAUAGAAAUUCCCAAUCGUUAAUCAGGAGCGCUUUGGAGGCUUGCUAUUGAUGGCUUGAUGUUAGGUGCUAGGCUAAGACCCUGAAACGAGCGUCAUUGCAUCUUGAACAAGCUACAUGACAAAAACCCUGCAUCCACCGCUGUUAUGGAUACUUUGCCUGAUCAAUUGAUAUGGGAAAUCCUAAGGAGGCUAACGAAAACUGCAGAUAGGAACUCUGUAUCUUUAACCUGCAAGCGUUUCUAUGAGCUUGAGAAUGAGCAGAGGCUAUCUCUUCGUGUGGGUUGUGGUCUGAACCCAGCCAAUAAAGCUUUAAACAUUCUAUGCAACAGGUUUCCUAACCUAAUGAGAGUAGAAAUUCUUUACUCUGAGUGGAUGUCCAAAUUGGGCAAACAGUUGGAUGAUCACGGGCUACUUGCUCUGUCAAACAACUGCCCUUCUCUUACAGAUCUGACUUUUAGUUACUGCACCUUCAUUACAGAUGCUGGUAUCGGUUACUUGGCCGCGUGUUCAAAACUCUCGUCCUUGAAAUUGAAUUUCACUCCGAGAAUCACGGGUUGUGGAAUUCUUUCUGUUGUUGUGGGUUGUAAGAACCUGAAAGCUCUGCACCUUAUUCGAUGCUUAAACGUCAGUAGUGCUGAGUGGCUUGCGUAUUUAGGGAAGCUUGAGAAUAUUGAAUACCUUUCGAUCAAGAAUUGUCGAGCUAUUGGAGAAGGUGACUUGGUAAAGCUCGGAUUUAGUUGGCAAAAACUAAAACAGUUGAAAUUUGACGUAGACGCCAAUUACCGAUACAUGAAACUGUACGACCGCAUAGCGGUCGACAAAUGGAAUAAGCAAUUGGUUCCGUGUGAUAAUAUGACGGAACUGAGUUUAGUAAAUUGUAUCAUCAGACCGGGAAGAGGUCUUGCUUGUGUUUUGGACAAGUGCUUGCACUUGGAGAAGAUUCACUUGGAUAUGUGUGUUGGGCUUAGAGACAAUGACAUUGUUCGGUUAUCUCGAACCUCAAAAGGGCUACAAUCAUUUUCUCUCCGAAUGCCAUCAGAUUUCUCGAUGCUUUUGAUGAGCAACCGCAUAACAUUGACCGAUGAGAGCUUGAAGGGAUUAGCCGAAAACUGUCGCAAGUUGGAUACCAUAAAGAUAUCCUUUUCUGAUGGGGAGUUCCCUUCUUUUUCUUCGUUUACAUUAGACGGUAUUCUUUAUUUGAUUCGAAGUUGUCCGGUUCGUGAGCUCACAUUGAACCAAGUAUGUUCGUUCAAUGAUGAUGGAAUGGAAGCUUUACGUUUAGCACACUGCCUCGAAACCUUGGAGCUCGUAAGAUGUCAAGAGAUUACUGAUGACGGCCUACAGCUUGUAGCACAUUUUCCUCGAUUAUCUGUUUUACGGCUUAGCAAAUGCUUGGGAGUGACUGAUGAUGGGUUUAAGCCAUUAGUAGGAUUAGGAAAACUGGACUUACUAGCUGUGGAGGAUUGUCCUCAGGUUUCUGAAAGAGGUCUUCACAGGGCGGCAAAGACGUUGUCGUAUAAGCUAGAUUUGUCAUGGAUGUACUGAUCGAAUGGUGUUUUCUUGGCCCACGUUUCGUGCGCCUGAAACUGAUAAACUUUAAAACAUAUUGGUUGUUCCAAAAUCCACUUAGACGGGAGCCACUUGGUAGCACUAGAGUAAUUGUAUGUUGUUCUUGGUUUCUGUUCAGUAUUCCAUUUCAUUGUUACAGUUUGGUAUACUAAACAAUCAAGCAUAAGUUUGUGUACACUUUUAUACUUAUGCACCAAAUUUGAUGUUUUAUCAAUGUAAAAUAUGCUAUUUUUUUGUGGGUUUAUUUUUGGGGGGUUUUUUUUUUUUUGGUCUAAGCAUGGUUGUUUGGGGUGUUGAGGGUGUUGAUUUUACUAAGGCGGCUAGACUCUUCUUUCA
This is a messenger RNA of Amaranthus tricolor (Joseph's coat), 2028 nucleotides long. RefSeq names its product F-box/LRR-repeat protein 14. The coding region runs from base 268 to 1668 and encodes 466 amino acids. NCBI's taxonomy places the organism in Eukaryota, Viridiplantae, Streptophyta, Magnoliopsida, Caryophyllales, Amaranthaceae. Gene Ontology annotation, cellular component: SCF ubiquitin ligase complex. The record is from RefSeq and is a predicted model, not a curated record. Gene Ontology annotation, biological process: SCF-dependent proteasomal ubiquitin-dependent protein catabolic process. The transcript is spliced from 3 exons. Gene Ontology annotation, molecular function: protein binding.